Molecule: messenger RNA, 1596 nt
Organism: Aedes albopictus (Asian tiger mosquito)
Lineage: Eukaryota; Metazoa; Arthropoda; Insecta; Diptera; Culicidae
Exons: 1
Coding region: 1-1596 (531 amino acids)
Biological process (GO): DNA integration
Molecular function (GO): nucleic acid binding
Source: RefSeq, a predicted model, not a curated record
AUGGGUCUGUACAAGCCAACGAGACUCAUGUACGGCGUAAGCUCGGCGCCGGCUAUUUGGCAGCGCCUGAUGGAGGAAAUUCUCAGUGGCAUACCGGGCGUCACAGUGUUUAUUGAUGACAUUCGCAUCACCGGGCCGAAUGAUAAAGUGCACCUAGAGCGACUAGCUGAAGUGUUGAAACGGUUGAGUGAAUAUGGAAUGCGUGUGAAUCUCGAUAAGUGCCAGUUUUUUGAGGAAAAGAUCGAGUAUUGUGGAUACAUUAUUGACCGCCGUGGAAUUCACAAAGUGCAGAAGAAAAUUGAUGCUGUGCAGAAUAUGCCUGUUCCUCAGAACAAAGACCAAGUGCGAUCGUUUGUUGGGCUAGUGAACUAUUAUGGACGAUUCUUUCCGCAAUUAAGCACGACAAUCUUUCCGCUCAAUCAACUCUUGCGUAAUGACGUGCCGUUCAAGUGGUCCAAAGUGUGUAAUGAAGCUUUUCAAAAUGUGAAGAAGGAAAUGCAGUCGGAUCGAUUCCUAGUACAUUACAAUCCAGAGUUACCGCUAGUGCUGGCAACCGAUGCAUCGCCUUAUGGAGUCGGCGCGGUGCUCAGCCACAUCUUUCCGGACGGAUCUGAAAGGCCGAUUCAGUAUGCGUCCCAAACGCUCAAUGAAACGCAGCGCAGAUACAAACAAGUAGACCGUGAGGCAUACGCCAUAGUGUUUGGUAUCCGAAAAUUCUACCAGUAUCUGUACGGCCGCAAAUUUGUGCUGUAUACAGACAACGAACCCGUGAAACAAAUAUUCUAUGAAGCGAAAGGUUUGCCAACAAUGUCUGCAUUGCGUAUGCAGCAUUAUGCAACGUUCUUGCAGUCCUUCAACUAUACGAUUAAAUUUCGACCAACGAAGCAGCACUACAACGCAGACGCGUUCUCUCGGCUUCCGCUGAAUGUCAAAACACCGGAUAACGUUGUCGAGGAAAGCGAUUUGCUGGAAGUAAGUAUCAUCGAAACCCUCCCGCUAACAGUUGAAGAGCUGUCGAAAGCAACUGCAAUCGAUAGUUCGGUUAAGAUACUACUACAAGGACUGAAGAAUGGCAAAAUGGUAGACGGUAAGGAGCGAUUUGGAGUGGACCAGAACGAGUUUUCUCUACAGCAAGGCUGCAUAAUGCGGGGCAUUCGGGUGUAUGUACCUCCCGAGCUUCGCAGCAAGGUGCUCGCAGAGCUGCAUUCGGCACAUUUCGGUACUACACGUCUCAAAUCGCUUGCCAGAGGCUAUGUUUGGUGGGAAAGAAUCGAUAAGGACAUUGAGGAGUUAGUUAGAAACUGCGCAUCUUGCCAAUCGACGAGACCGAACCCGGUUAAGGUUACAACACAUUGUUGGGAACCUCCCAAGCAACCAUUCGAAAGAGUGCAUGUAGACUUCGCUGGACCUUUCAUGGGAACCUACUUCAUCGUGUUCGUCGACGCCUAUUCCAAAUGGCCAGUGGUCAAAAUCUUGCGAGACAUCACUACAGCAACAACAAUCAACGCCUGCAGGGAAUUCUUCACGACGUACGGAAUACCAUGUGUACUGGUUAGCGAUCAUGGUGUCCAGUUUACAUCUAGGUGGUGCGAAUAG